AUGGGAUUACCAGCAGCGAAUCACAAACGUGUAGUUAUUCCAACCUACAAAAUUACAGACCAGGUACCUGAAUACUAUCAUGAUCCCCACAGUGGGGAAUUUAUUCCAACCAGAUAUUUUCUGGACAAUUUGGAUAACAUCGGACCUCAGCACUGGAAAAACUUGUAUUCUGCUGAUCUUUCAUUACAUGUCGUCGGGACGACAUACAAUGGAAAUUACAGUCACAAUAAUAACGUUGGGUUUCGUCAAAUGAUGAAUCAUCUUGGACUCAUAAACGAUGCAAUGGUUUCCGAAUCUGGAUUUGGAUCCGAAGGGUCGGAUUAUGGUGACUAUAGCGAUGAUUCUGAUACGAUGAUGAGUGAAGAAGAAUCUGUAAUUGAUGAAUAUCCCGUGCAUCAAUAUCAUAACAACAAUAAUCUCCAUCAACACAAUGUAUAUAAUAAAUCAGCAACAACCGGCAGUCUUCGGUACCAAACAUAUUUCUCACACACAUUAAUACUCGCCACUCAAUCGGGAUUCUUUAAUCAAUUGCUUGGCCCAAUCAACAACACAAACUCGUUAUCAUCAUUAAACAACGAUAAUGACGUUAUGAUAACAGUUCCUCACCCAGAAGUAUUUGAACCUAUCUUACACUGGUUGUACCAUCAUGACGAUGAAUCGUGGCUGGAUGAAAUGUCAUUGGAAAAUUUCCAGCAGAUUUACGAAAAUGUCAAGUAUUUAAAGUUGGGUAAAGAAGCGUACGACGUAUUGGAUCAAUUCAUUUCCGAGGUGGAAGAAACGGGAAUUGAGAUUGAAAUUGAUGGGGUCGUAGAAUAA
This is a messenger RNA of Ambispora gerdemannii, 816 nucleotides long. The record is from the annotation of a GenBank genome assembly. NCBI's taxonomy places the organism in Eukaryota, Fungi, Glomeromycota, Glomeromycetes, Archaeosporales, Ambisporaceae.